Messenger RNA from Cladophialophora psammophila CBS 110553, 765 nucleotides. RefSeq lists its product as uncharacterized. NCBI's taxonomy places the organism in Eukaryota, Fungi, Ascomycota, Eurotiomycetes, Chaetothyriales, Herpotrichiellaceae. The transcript has 4 exons. The coding region runs from base 1 to 765 and encodes 254 amino acids. The record is from RefSeq and is a predicted model, not a curated record. Gene Ontology annotation, molecular function: oxidoreductase activity.
AUGGAAGGGUUAGCGAACAAGAUCUUCGUUGUUACCGGCGCUUCCUCAGGGAUCGGUCUGUCAACCGCAAAAAUCCUCCUCGACAGUAGGGCAAAAGUCUUUGGUUGCGAUAUUGCGCCCGAGCCUGAGGCACUAUCCUCGCUUGAGAACUUCAGUUUCUUACAGUGCGACCUCACCGAGCCCAACAUACCUGCGAAGGUUGCCGAGAAAUGUGUUCAGGCCUUUGGCAAACGAAUCGAUGGGCUAUUGAACAUCGCUGGGAUUAUGGACAGCUAUAACAGUGUCGAUACACUGGAGGACGCCGCAUGGGAUCGCAACAUUGCCAUCAAUCUCACUGCCCCAGUGAAGUUGAUGAGGUCGAUUGUACCCAUCAUGAAAGAAAGUGGUGGCGGCAGCAUUGUCAACGUUUCCAGUAAAGCUGGGCUGAGUGGAGCGGUUACCGGUGUGGCAUAUACGGCAGCAAAGCACGGGUUGAUCGGUGCCACUAAACAAGUUGCUUUCAGAUUUCGCAACGACCACAUCCGCUGCAACGCUGUUUGCCCUGGAGGCGUUAUGACGGCGAUUACCGACUCUAUUGACAUGUCCAAGGUGGAUCAGGCAUCUCUGGCCGUUUUAAAGGGAGCUCACGACCUCAGCGUUAUUCCAGGGCGUAACAGAGCCACUCCUGAGAGCAUAGCAAAUAUCAUAGUCUUCCUCGCUUCUGACUUGAGUUCGGAAAUUAGUGGUGCGAUCAUAUCUGCUGAUUCCGCGUGGUGCACGAUAUGA